GUCACAUGGGCGAGCCCCACUACUGAGAACAUUCAGUUCUCUCGACUCAAACCCACAGACGCGCUCACAGACACUCACUGACACACACACACACACACACACUGGGAGGGGGAGUUCCUCGUCGACGUCCUGUUCUCGCUCAGAAAGUAAACGCCGCUGGAUGAGACGCAGCUCCGGUGACUCUCACAUCUGGACCUGCAGCUCCUCCUCGGACAUCGCCUCCUCCGGUGUGAGCUCCUCACCUGCGUCUUUCUUCGCUCCUCCGCUCCUCCUCGUCGUUGUCUUUACGCACCAGUGGCACAAGACCCGGUCCGGAGUCCACAGCCUUGAGUCAUCCCCUCCGUCGGAGAUGCCUGAGGACGUCGGGACAGCGAAGCCUGGGGGCGUGAUUGCCUACAUUUCCUCCGGCUCCUCCUCCAGCCAGGAGUCCUUCAUGAGCACCAGCCCGAGCCGCGGCUACAUGUCCACGUCGCCUCCUCUGUCCCGCCCCUCGCUGCCCAGCAGGGCCGUGGGCAUGGUCGUGGAUAUCGCUCCACCGGCCAAGAGCGGCAACCUGCGCGGCCACGGCACGGAGAAGGCCGGGCGCUCCUCCACGUCCGCCAAGAGCAGCAUCACCAAAAUCAACGGCAUGGUGCUGUUGUGCAAAGUGUGCGGCGAUGUGGCCUCGGGGUUCCACUACGGCGUGCACGCCUGUGAGGGUUGCAAGGGCUUCUUCAGGAGAAGCAUCCAGCAGAACAUCCAGUACAAGAAGUGUCUGAAGAUGGAGAACUGCACCAUCAUGAGGAUCAACAGGAACCGCUGCCAGCAGUGUCGCUUCAAGAAGUGUCUGUCUGUCGGCAUGUCCCGAGAUGCCGUGCGAUUUGGCCGCAUCCCAAAGAGGGAAAAGCAGCGGAUGCUGCUGGAGAUGCAGAACGCCAUGAACAACAUGAUGAGCAACAACAGCCAGCUGCACAGCAUGCUGCACGGCCACCAGAGCCCCGCACUGCCCAUGGAGGCCAUGACCAGCGACGCCAGCUCUUCGGCCUCCUCUUCCUCCUCUUCUGCUUCCGACUCCCCGUCGUGCUCCAACCCCUCGUCGCCGCAGUGCCCACAGGACUCGGAGUCCGUGGUGUCCAUGGACACCAACUCCAGCUCCGCCUCCUCCUGCGCAUCGGACAGUGGUGAGGACGAGGCCGUCGUCACGACCAGCAGGCAGCACCAGCACGCCUUAGAGUUCAGCCAGCAGAGGUCGCCGAGGCAAGGUCAGGUCUCGUCCUCGGCCGUCACCGUUGCCCUGGAGACCAGGUGCGAAAGCCGCUUGGAGGAGCAGCAGCAGCAGGAGAGCUGGAACUCGUGGAACAACAACGCAGAGAUGGGAGGUUUCCAGCACAGCUCGUACAGUAACAGCCAACACGUCACCAACGCUGCUUUCAGGGACGAGAGGGGCGUUUACCAGCAGCUGCCCCAGCAGCAGCGCAACAGCGCCCCUAGCUGCGAACCCUCAGAAGACGGCCAAAGACAGAAUGAAUUUCACACUCAAAAUGCCUCAAGUGGUUACAAUGGACCAACCAGCUGCGUGAAUAACAGAGCACACCUGGUCUGUCCCAUGAACACCUCGCCCUACGUGGACCCCCACAAGCCAAGCCAGGAGAUCUGGGAGGAGUUCUCCAUGAGCUUCACCCCGGCCGUGCGGGAGGUGGUCGAGUUCGCCAAGAAGAUCCCAGACUUCCGUGACCUUCCCGAGCGCGACCAAGUCAGCCUGCUGAAGGCUGGAACCUUCGAGGUGCUGAUGGUCCGAUUCGCGUCUCUGUUCAACGUGGUCGAGCGGACCGUAACCUUCCUGAGCGGCAAGCGCUACAGCCUCGACACGCUGCGCUCACUUGGCGCCGGCGAGCUCCUCAACUCCAUGUGCGAGUUCAGCGAGAAGCUGGCGGCGCUGCGGCUCGACGCCGACGAAAUGAGUCUCUUCACCGCCGUGGUGCUCGUCUCAGCCGAUCGCUCAGGGAUCCAGGACCUGAUCGCGUUGGAGGCCCUGCAGGACAAACUGAUCCGGGCUCUUCGAAACCUGGUGAUUCAGAACCACGGCGAGGAGGCGGCCACCACGUUCACCAAACUGCUACUCAAGCUUCCCGAGCUGCGUUCACUCAACAACAUGCACUCAGAGGAACUGCUCUCCUUCAAGGUGCACCCUUGAAAUCUUCCGGAUGGGGACGAACCCAUGUCCUCCACCUCCUCCACACAACUCCACCUCCACCAGGACCUGCCUCUUUCCGCCACCCCCCCCCCGCCCUCUGUACUCGACCAACCCAGUUGCGUGUUUGUUUCUAGAAUGUAUUGAAAAUUAUUUUAUAUUCUAUUUUUGUUAAGUCGACCACGUAGGGUCUGAAGAGAGAGGAGUUUUAAAAAAACGUACUGUAUUUAUAGGAGGUAGCUCACGCUUGUGGCACACGAACACACGCAAGUGCACGUGUGUCAGAGGUGCUUAGUUGCGCAAAGCUGGAGCCACUCUUCUACUUUCAAGUGACAGAAGAUUACUUCAUUGGCUUUAAGAAAAGACAGAACAGAAGCUGAUUAGUGCGUCAUUUGUUUUUAUUUAGAGAAUUUACGUUUCCUCCAGAAGCCAUUUAAUUCCAAAGUGUAUUCUCUGAUGAGCGGGUGAAUGUGAGAAACAAUAUUCGCUCACCGCAUGUUUGUUUGGUCCAAUAUAUUUUGACUGAUACAUGU
Molecule: messenger RNA, 2703 nt
Organism: Paralichthys olivaceus (Japanese flounder)
Lineage: Eukaryota; Metazoa; Chordata; Actinopteri; Pleuronectiformes; Paralichthyidae
Gene: nr1d2a
Product: nuclear receptor subfamily 1, group D, member 2a
Biological process (GO): regulation of transcription by RNA polymerase II
Cellular component (GO): nucleus
Molecular function (GO): zinc ion binding; RNA polymerase II cis-regulatory region sequence-specific DNA binding; nuclear receptor activity
Source: RefSeq, a predicted model, not a curated record